AUGAAUUAUCCGCCUCCAUUAUCAGGGUUUCAAAAGCCUGGUGGGCAAGCGGUGCCUCAGAUGGUAGCUACACCACAAUCUGUUGCCCAGCAACUUCAUCAGCAUCCUCCCGGUUUGCUUGGAGCCCAGGGCAAUCAGCACCAGAUUCCACAUCAACAUCAACAUCAACAUCAACACCAACAUCAACAUCAACAUCAGGCGGGACAGCUCAAUAAUGUUGUCCCUAUGAUGAUGAACCAAGUACAAGGUGUGAUGCCUGGUGGGGCUAGUGGUCCACAACAGGCCGUGGGUCCUCCCAAUGUGGGAACUCCAAAUGCGUCACAGGCCGCGUUAGUUGCCCAGCAACUAUCCAAUGCGAACAACCCUUUAUGCCAUCCGCAUUUAACCGAUCAUUCUCUUUUAAACUCACCAAUUUGGAAGCUACAGCUUCAAUUGGCAGCCAUUUCUAGACAAUCGUUGGGACAGUCAAACGUAUACGCAAGACAAAAUGCCAUGAAGAAAUUUUUGAACAAUCAAAACCAAAUGGGUCUAUCCAAUACCGGACCAGAUGGUAACCAAUUGCAAGGAAACCAAACACAGCAAGGCCUACAAAACCAACAGCAACAACAGCAGCAACAACAACAGCCUCAACAAGCACAACAGCAGGUUAACGGUAAUGACGCUUCUAUGUCUCUAGUGGAACACACCAAGCAACACUUAAUGGAAAUGGCCUCAUCAGGUAAUGAAGCCAGUGCUGGUGUUGUCAAUUCGUCUUCAGAGGUAAACUCUACAGGUUUCUCCACUCCUAAUACUCCAAAGGCCGAGUUGCAUCCUAACACUCCAUCAAUGCUCUUACAACACAAGAAAUUGUCUCAGUACAAUAUUGACGAGGAUGAUGAGGUGGAACAUCGUAUGGUGGCACCAUCUAGCUCAAAACACGAUGAUCAGUUAUGGCAUGCAUUGGAUCUUUCAAAUCUAGCACUUUUCAACUUGAGCGAAAAACUUUUCGACUAUGAGUUUUUAACCCGUUUGUAUUUGAAUGGUAACAAUCUCACUUCAUUGCCUUCUUCCAUCAGGAAAUUGAGAAACCUUAGAGUUUUAGAUUUGUCCCAUAACAGACUAACGGAGUUACCAAAGGAACUCGGAAUGUGCUAUCAACUAAAGUAUCUAUACUUUUUCGAUAAUAUGAUCACCACUAUACCAUGGGAAUUCGGUAACUUGUUUAACCUACAAUUCAUGGGAUGUGAAGGUAAUCCGUUGGAUAAAAUGCUAGUGAAAAUAUUAGCCGAAAAAUCUGUUACAGGUCUCAUCUUUUAUUUAAGAGAUAACGCACCUGAAAUUCCAUAUGAACACGAUAGAAAAUUCAUUGAGAUUUCGAGCGAUGGAGAACCAAUUAAUGAAUACGAGUCACUACAAGAAAAUGCCGAACAUUUGAAUAACAAUUUGUUAAACAACAGUUUCACGUUGUUAUCAUAUAACACCUUGUGUCAUCAUUACGCAACUCCUAAGAUGUAUCGCUUUACCCCGUCUUGGGCUUUGAGCUGGGAUUAUAGAAGGGAGAAGCUCAAGGAACAGCUAUUGGAUUUUGACACAGAUGUUAUUUGUUUGCAAGAAGUAGAAACUCAAACUUACGAAGAAUACUGGGUUCCACUGAUGGAAAAGCAUAAUUAUAGAUGUCUUUUCCAUGCCAAAACAAGAGCCAAGACUAUGCCAUCUAAAGACUCCAAAAAGGUCGAUGGGUGUGCUAUCUUCUUUAAAAAGGAUCAGUUCCAAUUGGUUUUCCAAGAUUCAAUUGAUUUCAGCUCUACUUGGAGAAGUCACAAGAAAUUCCACCGUACAGAAGAUUACUUAAACCGUGCUAUGAAUAAAGACAAUGUCGCACUAAUCGCUGAAUUGAAACAUUUAGAGACCAAUGAAAACAUAUGGGUUGUCACAACACAUUUGCACUGGGACCCUCAAUUUAAUGAUGUUAAAACAUUCCAAGUCGGUGUGAUGUUGGACUACUUAGAGACUUUAAUUAAGCAGCAAAACCACAUCAAUAAUAAUAACGACAUCAAAAAGGUUCCAAUGGUCAUUUGUGGUGAUUUCAACUCGCAAUUGGACUCUGCUGUGGUGGAACUCUUUAAUAGCGGACAUGUCUCAUCAAACCAUAAGGAUAUCGAAAAGAGAGAUUUUGGUUACAUGUCACAGAAGAAUUUCUCUCAUAAUUUGACAUUAAGAUCAAGUUACAGUGUCAUCGGUGAGCUACCAUUCACUAACAUGACACCAUCUUUCACCGAUGUUAUCGACUAUAUCUGGUACUCUUCACAGUCACUACGUGUUCGUGGUUUGUUAGGUAAAGUUGACGAGGAUUAUGCAUCUAAGUUUAUUGGUUUCCCUAAUGAUAAAUUCCCUAGUGAUCAUAUUCCUCUAGUAACAAGAUUCGAGAUUUCAAAGGGUAGCAAUACUCAAACAUCAAGCAGGAGGGUGUAA
Molecule: messenger RNA, 2451 nt
Organism: Kluyveromyces marxianus DMKU3-1042
Lineage: Eukaryota; Fungi; Ascomycota; Saccharomycetes; Saccharomycetales; Saccharomycetaceae
Gene: CCR4
Product: CCR4-NOT core exoribonuclease subunit CCR4
Exons: 1
Coding region: 1-2451 (816 amino acids)
Biological process (GO): nuclear-transcribed mRNA poly(A) tail shortening
Cellular component (GO): cytoplasm; CCR4-NOT complex; nucleus
Molecular function (GO): protein binding; poly(A)-specific ribonuclease activity
Source: RefSeq, a predicted model, not a curated record